AUGGAGUCUAUGAUUUCGUUGAAGCCUAAAGGCAAAGGCAAAGGACCAAAAGGAGCUUCUUCUUCAGAUGAGAGAUCGAAGUUGCAGCUCGUUAAGGAAUGGAGCAAUUGGUCACUGAAGAAAGCCAAAGUCGCGGCUCACUACGGAUUCAUCCCUCUGGUCAUCAUCAUCGGCAUGAAUUCCGAUCCAAAACCUCAUCUCUUUCAGCUCCUUAGCCCAGUCUGA
Arabis nemorensis is the source of this 225-nucleotide messenger RNA. The record is from the annotation of a GenBank genome assembly. NCBI's taxonomy places the organism in Eukaryota, Viridiplantae, Streptophyta, Magnoliopsida, Brassicales, Brassicaceae.